CCGCGCCCGGAGAAGAUGCUGGCGGCGGCGCUGCCGCGGGCCCUGUGCCGCUUGGCCCGGCGCUGCCCCGCGGGGCUCGCGCGGCCCCGGCCCGCCUGGCACGGCGGGUCCCGGCAGGAGCGGGGCGGCAGCGGGACAGGGUCCGCCGGGCGGCGGUGGGCUCGGCCGGGCGGGGGUGCGCUGGGUUUCCUCGGAGCCCUCUCCCUCUCUCCCAGGGACGACGAGGAGGACGGCGAGGAUGCCAUUAUCCUCCUGCUGAAGAAAGCCAAGCUCAGCGUCAUGAAGGGCGAACUGGGGGAGGCCGAGCGGCUGCUGCACCGAGCGCUGCGCCUGGCGCACCAGGCCGACAACAGGAGGGCCAUCAUCUACACCUACAGCAUGAUGGCAAACGUGGCCUUCAUGCAGGGACAGCUGGACAACGCAGAAAAGCUCUACAAAGCAACGAUGAGCUAUUUGCUUGCAGGAGACACAAAGGAGGAUGAUAAUGCAAUCCUUGAGAUGUCCCUCAAGCUGGCCAGUAUCUAUGCUGCUCAGAAACAGCACAAACUAGCCCUGGCUGGCUAUGAGUUCUGCAUCCUGACCUUAGAGGAGAAGAUUGCCAAGGAAAAGGACUUGCCUGAGGAUGUCUUGCCAGCUGAAGAAAAAGCCAACACUCGUCUCUUGCUGGGCAUGAGCCUAGACUCCUAUGCUCGCUAUCUCCUAGGUAUUAACCAGCUCCCAGUGGCCCAAAAAAUGUAUGAGAAGGCUCUGCAGAUAUCAAAUGAUGUUCAGGGAGAGACUCAUCCACAGACUGUGGUCCUCAUGAAUGACUUAGCAACUGUGCUGGAUGCUCAAGGGCACUAUGAUGAGGCGUACUCUCAUGUGAAGAGGGCAGCUGAACUGGCAAAGGUGACACAGCAUCCUGAGGAGCACAUGGUGCUGAAUAACCUGGCAGCAAUUCUGAUGCACAAAAAAGACUUUCUGCAAGCAAAACAAGUGUAUAAAGAAGCUCUGAAACAGGCAGAACAGAAGGGAGAUGCUGAUUCUGUCCGGCACAUCCAGGAAGAAUUAGCUGAACUGGCCAAGAGGAGAAAAGGCUCCAAGUGAGUUUGGCCAAAGAGUCCAACCAUCAAGUGGCUGACAGCAGCAUGGGUCUGUGAAUACAAGCAGCCUGGGACUAGUUUGGUACAAUUCUCCAGAGGAGCAGCAACUAGGAACUUAAGGGCAGCUUAAUAAGAGGGGCUGUUAUUGCCUAACUGUUAAGCCCAAAAUAAAGUUCUGAAAUCUUAACCAUA
This is a messenger RNA of Numida meleagris (helmeted guineafowl), 1274 nucleotides long. RefSeq names its product tetratricopeptide repeat domain 19 (gene TTC19). Lineage: Eukaryota; Metazoa; Chordata; Aves; Galliformes; Numididae. Gene Ontology annotation, molecular function: protein binding. Bases 16 to 1086 code for a protein of 356 amino acids. Gene Ontology annotation, cellular component: mitochondrial inner membrane. Gene Ontology annotation, biological process: mitochondrial respiratory chain complex III assembly. The transcript is spliced from 10 exons. The record is from RefSeq and is a predicted model, not a curated record.